This is a messenger RNA of Trichogramma pretiosum, 954 nucleotides long. It is a transcript of the gene Bka, whose product is annotated as rRNA-processing protein FCF1 homolog. Gene Ontology annotation, cellular component: nucleolus; small-subunit processome. The transcript has 6 exons. Bases 241 to 852 code for a protein of 203 amino acids. Lineage: Eukaryota; Metazoa; Arthropoda; Insecta; Hymenoptera; Trichogrammatidae. The record is from RefSeq and is a predicted model, not a curated record.
AGUUUAUCAACUUGAAUGAUUGAUUUACCAAUUGUUUCGUUCACAAAAUAUUUAUUAUAACUAUUUCUUAUUAAUUUUAUUGGUUAUGUACCCGCGCAUCAGCUAGCGAGCUGCGUGAGCAGCCGCCAGCCAGCAACAAUCACACAUGGUGUUCUGGGCAGUCCAACCAAACGCUUUGGAAAUAUCACUUCACUGAAGCAGUGACUUGAGACAAUCUGAGCUAUAUAUUUAUCUUUCACCAUGGGUCGAGUUAAGAAAACUAGAAAAGUUGUGCAGCAAAAGUUUGCAAAGAUGAAGAAGAUGAUAAGUGUUAGUGAUCCUAGAAUAAAGGAAAAACUGAGAGCAGCACCAAAGAAAAAGAAACCAGAAGAUCCUAAUGAAAUAAAAGUCAAAGAAGUACCUCAACAAUCAUCAGCACUCUUCUUUGAGUAUAACGAACAAUUAGGCCCACCAUAUCAUGUUAUAGUGGAUACCAAUUUUGUAAAUUUUUCAAUUAAAAACAAAUUGGAUAUCGUUCAAAACAUGUUGGAAUGUUUGUACGCCAAGUGCAUUCCAUAUAUAACUGAUUGUGUUCUUGGAGAAUUGGAAAAGUUAGGACAAAAGUACAAGUUAGCUUUAAAAAUUAUUAAAGAUCCAAGAUUUGAGCGACUACCUUGCAUGCAUAAAGGCACAUAUGCUGAUGAUUGUAUUGUACACAGGGUGCAACAGCACAAAUGUUACAUAGUAGCAACAAAUGAUAAAGACUUAAAACGACGUAUACGAAAAAUACCUGGUGUCCCAAUUAUGUAUGUUUCCCAGCAUCGUUAUACAAUUGAACGUUUGCCUGAUGCUUACGGAGCACCUAAAAAGUGAAAAGAUUUUGUGAUUUCCUGAUGAUGAGGUUACUUUGUAAUUUGUAUUAUAUUUUUGUAUUUUAAGUUAGAAUAAGAAAAAUAAAAGAAUAAUAUUGCGAGA